Messenger RNA from Cynocephalus volans (Philippine flying lemur), 912 nucleotides. RefSeq names its product CPX chromosome region candidate 1 (gene CPXCR1). Lineage: Eukaryota; Metazoa; Chordata; Mammalia; Dermoptera; Cynocephalidae. The record is from RefSeq and is a predicted model, not a curated record.
AUGACUUCUACUAAAGAAGGAGGUGAUUCAGCUGACAAUGUUCUCAAAAAUUCAAAUGAGGCUCCAAAUGACUGUAGUGCAGACAUAGAGCCUCCAUUUGCUGGUCCCAUUAUGAUUUCUCAGGUGGAAACCAACCCAAUACACAGGGAGCCAGGCACACAAAAUGUUCAGGAGAAUGCUGUUCCUCAAGCCACGGAAAAAUGUGAGCUUGAAGAAGAGGACCCCAGAAAAAAUCAACAGAGAGAAGAUUUAAAAGAAAAAGAGUCUUUUUAAAUUCAGAUUCCCAUUCCUAAAAAAUGGAUCUUUCACAAUCCCUCAAUUGAUAGAUCAAAGCUCUACUCAGGGAAAAGGGAGACGAAAACAAGUGAUUUCUCACGUACCUUAAAUCACAAAAUUCCUCUCCAACUUUCAAAUUUACAGAGAAUCCCAUGUAUUAGCAAUCAUGAGAUAAGAAGAAUGAUUCUCCGUCUGCUGUGUAGGAGACAUUUCUUUCAGGGUGCAAGUCGUCAAAAUACCUUGUGCGUAAAGCAAAAAUAUAUAGCAUUUCUACUUCGCUCAAAUGUCCUCAACCAUGGUGAGAGAGCCAUAAUAUCCAGCAGGCCUUUGAGGCUGCAGUACUACUGUCCCCUCACUGAGAGAAUGACAUCAGGAAAUUUUUACAGAUCAACUGAAACUAAAGGGAGGAAUGGGUUCCACAUUUUUGCAAGGCCCAUGUUCUAUGUCCCUGAAACCUAAAUUCAAAACACAUUUAAUAGAAAAGCUUUUGAGGAUCAUUUAAGAUGUUACCAUAACAUGAGAGUUGUAAUCAUGAGCACCAAUAACAGUUGGAAAUACCUGUGUCCCAUCUGUGGAGACAGUUUCAACAAUUUGGUUGAAUUUAGAGAGCAUUCAUGCAGCUUUUCUGUGAAGUAA